AUGGUAUACACGAGAGAGAGGGGGAGAGAGAGAGAAAGAAAGAAAGAAAGAAAGAAAGAAAGAAAGAAAGAAAGAGAAAGAUAGAAAGAUAGACAGAAAGAUAGCUAG
This is a messenger RNA of Nipponia nippon (crested ibis), 108 nucleotides long. The record is from RefSeq and is a predicted model, not a curated record. NCBI's taxonomy places the organism in Eukaryota, Metazoa, Chordata, Aves, Pelecaniformes, Threskiornithidae.